Ceutorhynchus assimilis (cabbage seed weevil) is the source of this 1528-nucleotide messenger RNA. The record is from the annotation of a GenBank genome assembly. Lineage: Eukaryota; Metazoa; Arthropoda; Insecta; Coleoptera; Curculionidae.
CAAAUAUUUUGCUUUUCAGGUUAUGUCAAGUCAAAACUUUCAUCUUUUCAUAGACCCUAAAAAAAGCAAUAUUUUAAUUUUAGAAUCCAUAAAUCUACUCUAAUAGCCCCAAUUUGAAUAUGGAAGAAUGUAAAGAAUCUUCGCAGAAGAAAUGGACCCACCUGCGGAAGGUUUUGGAGCGCCCCGGCCCUUUCAGUCACCCAGAAUUCGAACCGUCCCCAGAUAUUUUGGAUUUUAUACUGUCGACUUGCAAAAUCCUGAUUGUAGGGGCCGGAGGCCUAGGGUGCGAACUACUCAAGGAUUUGGCCAUGAUGGGCUUCAAGCACAUACACAUUAUAGAUAUGGAUACCAUUGACUUAUCAAAUUUAAAUAGGCAGUUUUUGUUUAGGUUGAAGGAUGUUGGAUUUUCGAAAGCAGAGGUUGCAGCUGACUUUGUUAAUAAAAGAAUUCAGGGGUGUCAAGUAGUACCGCACUGUUGCAUGAUUCAAGAAAAAAACCCACAAUUUUAUAGACAAUUUCAUGUGAUUGCUUGUGGAUUGGAUUCCAUAUCUGCAAGACGAUGGAUCAAUGGAAUGUUGGUAUCUCUUCUAGAAUACGAUGAGAACGAUGUUUUAGAUCAGUCUAGUAUUAUACCACUUGUUGAUGGAGGAACUGAAGGUUUCAAAGGAAACGCCAGAGUUAUAUUACCAGGCAUGACAGCUUGUGUGGAAUGUACUUUAGAUUUAUACCCUCCUCAAGUGACUUACCCUUUGUGUACUAUAGCCAACACACCCAGAUUACCAGAACAUUGUGUGGAAUAUGUUAAAAUGGUUCAAUGGUCCAAAGAAAAUCCAUUUGGAGUGCCUCUAGAUGGAGAUGAUGCCCAGCAUUUAACCUGGGUCCAUGAAAAAGCCAGCGAACGAGCCAACCAAUUCAAUAUACAAGGUGUUACUUUUAGGCUAGUGCAAGGGGUGGUAAAAAAUAUUAUUCCCGCAGUCGCGUCCACUAAUGCCGUAAUUGCUGGAGUUUGUGCCACUGAGGUUUUCAAAUUAGCUACUAGCUGUUGUACACCUUUGAACAAUUUUAUGGUAUUUAAUGAUAUUGAUGGUAUUUAUACUUACACGUACGAAGCUGAGAAAAAGGAAAAUUGUACUGUUUGUUCCAAUAUACCACAUCCAGUUACCAUAGAAGAUCCUUCAAAAAUGAAAUUAAAAGAUUUGAUUCAGUUUCUAUGCGAAAACCCUAAGUUCCAAAUGAAAAAUCCUGGCCUCACAACCAACAUAGAUGGAAAAAGUAAGACCUUAUACAUUCCUACCAUUGAUGUUAUCGAGGCUAGAACGAGACCGAAUUUAAGUAAAACUCUUCUCGAAUUGGGACUGUCUGAUGGUCAACAAAUAAUUGUCGCAGACACAACCACUCCAACCUCUGUGAUUCUCAAACUCGUCUAUAGCAUAAGUGAUAUUGAAAUGAAAACCUAAUUUAUUUUAAUAUAUUUUUUCCCAAUAUGUAUUAUACUUUUUGAAUUAAUGAAUAAAUACGUCUGCAACUC